Messenger RNA from Paramecium tetraurelia, 1461 nucleotides. RefSeq lists its product as uncharacterized. The transcript is spliced from 2 exons. Gene Ontology annotation, biological process: protein phosphorylation. Lineage: Eukaryota; Ciliophora; Oligohymenophorea; Peniculida; Parameciidae. Gene Ontology annotation, molecular function: protein kinase activity; ATP binding. The record is from RefSeq and is a predicted model, not a curated record.
AUGGGAACAAGCAGUUCUACUUUUCAAUUCAAUUUCUCCCAAUAUUAAUAUUUACAAGAAAUUUUAGAUCCUAGAUUUGGAGAAGUUAAAUUGUACUAGAAAAAUGAGACAGGUGAACUGAUUUGUGUAAUUGAAAAAAUACAAACCUAACCACCGAAACCUUUUAAGAAACUUGAGCACCCUAAUUUAUUAAAAGUUCAUUACUAUUCUGCUUCUACAUUCAAAGAAGUCUGUUCUACCUUUACAAAAUUAUACAUCGUAUAUGAAUACAUUAAUAACGAUCUUAAAACUAUCAUUAGCAAUCGAUACAAGAAACAAUAAUAUUUCACUGAAUCCUAACUUUGGGCUAUCGCUUAUUAGAUUCUGGAUGUAUUAAAUUAUUUAAAACGAAAUGCUAUUUUUCCUAUGGAAAUGAGGAAUUUAUACAUUUCAAAUCAAGGAUAUCUAAAAUUCAAUUCCAUUUUUGAUAACCAUAUGACAUCAUUUUAAUAGGUGCUCAGUCAAUUUAGUGAAGACUUUCAUAUAUCCCCAGAAGAAUUGUCACUUUUCAAAAAUUAAUCGAAUUUCAAUAAUCUCAAUCCAGAAUAGUGCUAAAUCUUUUAAUCUGGCUUAACUAUCCUAUGGGCAGCAUCUCUGAAUGAUCCAUCCACACUCUUCAAUAAGAUCGAAUUGAGGCUGAAUGAAUAAGAUCUGUAUUUAAGAAUCUCAGAUUUAUAAUACACUGAUAACUUUAAGACUUUUCUUAUUAAAAUGCUUUAAAUUAAUCCGUCAGAAAGAGGUACUUUGGAUUAUUUAUUACAUUUCACUUAAAAAUUUGAAAAAAAUGAUGAUCUUCUAAAAAUUCAUAAACUUGAUCCCAUUCCAAAUAAUCAUGAUAUAGUUCCAAAUAAUCAAGAUCUUAUUCCAAAUAAUCAUGAGAAUGAUGAGUAUGAAUACUAAUCAUAAUCCUCGCAAAAUUAAUCAAAUAGAAAACAAAAACCAAACUUAUAAUCAAAUAAAAUUUUACAGUUUCAAAAAUAAAUCUCCUUGAUUGGUUCAAUAACUUUAAAAUCAGAAAAUCAAGAAAUAAAUAAGAACAACCAAAUAUUCACCAAUAAGUUGUUUCAAUAUGAUAAUCAAUAAGAUAAUAAUAAUUUUUAUUAACAAUAGAAAUCAAAAUCAUUUUUAUAAUUUAAAACCCCUGACUCUUCUCCUAUACAAACUUCCAGAAAACCCCCUUCAAUAUCAGCAUCAAAAAAUCAAUUAAAUAGUACUUCAAAACCUAAAAUACCUAAUUAGUAUUAAUUAAACAAAGAAAAAAUAUGUGACACUAGUUAUUUUUCAUAAUAAUCCCUUUUGAGUAAUAAUAAAAGUUAAAGGAGCUUAUUAGAAAAUAGAAUUGAAGAAGCCUUAAUGAAGAGUAAAUUAGCCUUAGCAAAGUUUGAUUAAACCAUUAAAUAAAAUAAUUAUUAUAAACAUUGA